This is a messenger RNA of Ilex paraguariensis (yerba mate), 1684 nucleotides long. The record is from the annotation of a GenBank genome assembly. Lineage: Eukaryota; Viridiplantae; Streptophyta; Magnoliopsida; Aquifoliales; Aquifoliaceae.
AUGAAAUCUGCUUCUACAUUAGAUGAUAUUUUAGUCCCUAAUAGAGAAGCAGCUGAGAGAAUGGAAUUAACGGAAUUUUGUUUCCCUGGCAUGAUGAGAAAAUCAGUUCCUGGCAGUGUUGAGAUCAGUAAUGAACCUACGAAAAGUGUACACUCUCCUGCUUGUAUUAUGACUUUGAAUUCCUUCUUUGAGGAACUCGAAUCUGAUCUGAGGCUUUCCAGUCCCGUCAUUGAACCUGACAGUCAGAAAUGGGCGACAGUGGAUUUGAAGUUGGGGAAGCUAACUGGUUGGAAGGGAGACAAGACCACUCGAUUUUCAAAUGAAAGGGUGGUGGUGUCUUCUGAAGGAUCUUCAUUGCUGGGAAAGAGAGUGCGCACAGAAAAAUUGUGUGUUCAGACUCCUGUUUGCCAAGUUCAUGGAUGUAACAAGGAUCUAUCCUCCUCAAAGGACUACCAUAAAAGGCAUAAAGUUUGUGAUGUGCACUCAAAGACUGCUAUAGUCAUUGUUAAUGGCAUUGAGCAAAGGUUUUGUCAACAGUGUAGCAGGUUUCACUUGCUGGGUGAAUUUGAUGAUGGUAAGCGCAGUUGCCGCAAACGCCUUGCAGGCCACAAUGAACGCCGGAGAAAGCCUCAGUUAGGUAUUCCGUCUGGGAAACCAAUGAAGUUGCUUCAAUACUAUCCAGGUGCCAGGUUUCUGGGAUCUUCUUUACCAGAAAGAUCAUCAUCUGUCUUCCCGAACAUACCUCCUGGUGGUUUCCUUUGUCCAGAAAGAUGUGAAAAAGGUAAUCAAUGCAGGCAUAUCAAAUUAGAUGAAGACAAAAUUUACAACCCUCCAUCCGGAUUGCCCAUUUCAAAUGGACAGGCACUCCCAAAAUCCUUCCUUGAUCUGCAUUGCAUUGGAAACCAAUAUCCUUCAGAAAGUUUUUCUUCAAUUACUCACUACCCUAGUCCUGAUAUGGCAUCAAGUAUUCAAGAAUCAUCUGGGUUCUCAACCUCAAGGAGUGCUCUCUCUCUUCUGUCAGCUGAAUCAAGAGGUUUUUCUAGUCAUUCUACUGAUAUGCCAACAGCUGUUCCUUUGAUUGUCCAAGGUGAGCUUAAUGCUCACCAAGUUUUAGGCCAAAAUUCUUCGAAUCCUCUAUGUAUAAGUGUUCUCGAAAAUUAUGUGCCAAAUGGGUUCUUCUCAUCUGGAAUGGACUCUGCACUUGCCAAUGUAGGGCCUCCAAUGCUCCCUGAUAAUGGCAUUUCUGUCAACUUUGAAGUCCAGAAGGGUGGAAUUUUUCCACGAUCUGAUGCUAUGGAUUCUAAGUAUUGUCUCUCUCCCGAAUCUGGGCCCACUGUUGAUUUGCUUCAAUUGUCAACACAUCUGCAAAGAGUGGAGCAACACAGGAAUUAUGUGCAAGUGAAGCAGGAAAAUGACAUCUUUUGCUGUUCUUCUAUCACUUAAAGAUUAUGAAAGAAAAAAGGUUAUUGGGAGGCUGCAACCCUCCAAGGGGUUGGCUCAGUAGCAUAUAUUCCUCCUCAAAAGGGGAGAGACUAGAGAGAGAGAUCACAUGAUCAAAAGUCGAUCCUCAACCCCUCGGAAACAUCUCCAGCAUCAUUUGGGUAGAUUAUCGUGGAAACAGAAAAUAUUUUUGGGUGCGUCACCCUGUGCUCUACUUUAAUCUUCAUGUUGAGGUAGUUUGUGG